AUGAGGGACUCCGUUCAAACUUAUCCUCUGGAGGUUUUGUCACACGUAGAAGCUCUGUCUUUGUUUGCCCAACAUGCGUUGGGUAAACAAAAUUUCGAUUCGCAUCCAACACUUAAAUUGUAUGGAGAAGGUAUCGUGAAAAAAUGUGGCGGAUUAACUCUGGCUUUGGUAACACUUGGAAGGGCGUUAAGAACAAAAUCAAUCCAUGAAGAAUGGGUUGAGUUGUUGAAUAAUGAGAUAUGGAACUUAUCGAAUGAUGGUAGUAAUAUUCUUCCUGCCUUAAGACUAAGUUAUUAUGAUUUUCCUCCGCAUUUGAAGCAAAUGUUUGCUUAUUCCCCAAGGAUUACUUGUUUGGCAAGGACGAACUCGUCCUGCUUUGGAUGGCAGAAGGCUUUUUGUACCAGUCAAAUGAGCAACACAAUGGAGAGUUUAGGUAGUAAGUAUUUUGAAGAGUUGGUGUCAAGAUCAUUUUUUCAACACUCCACUACUAAUAAAUCACAUUAUAGAAUGCACGAUCUAAUUAAUGACUUGGCAACAAGUGUUGCCGGAGAGUACUUUUUCAUGUUGGGUGAGAAAAUUGACGUUAGCUGCCGAUAUAACACUUUGGAAAAGCUCUGUCACUUUUCAUAUAUUUUUCAACAGUAUGGAGUAUACAGCAAGUUCAAGGCACUACACUUAGCCAGGCGGUUGCGAACAUUCUUACCAAUGUCGCUAAGAAUAGAUAGAUGGCAAAGUUUCUAUUUAUCAAGCAAGGUCCUUACAGAACUAUUUCCCCAACUACAGUUUUUAAGGGUGCUAAGCCUAGCUAAUUAUGGAAUCAGAGUGGUACCACACUCCAUUGGCAGUCUCAAACAUUUGCGGUACCUCAACUUUUCUAAUACUGACAUCACAUUUUUACUGGAACAAGUCAGUAAUUUGUACAAUCUACAGAGCUUAAUGCUUUCUGGUUGUCAACGGUUAUCUAGCUUGCCAGACAGUCUCGUAAACAUGAAAGAGUUACCCAGGGGGAUUGCUGGAUUAACUGGUCUACAAACUUUAUCCAAAGUUAUUGUUAGAGAUGCUAAUGGGUUCAAAAUAUCCCAUCUUAAGGACCUACACCAUCUUCAAGGUCGGCUUACCAUUGAAGGACUGCAUAAAGUGACAAAUUCAAUUGACGCAAAGGAAGCCAAGUUAGAUUAA
Erigeron canadensis is the source of this 1179-nucleotide messenger RNA. RefSeq names its product putative disease resistance RPP13-like protein 1. Gene Ontology annotation, biological process: defense response to other organism. The record is from RefSeq and is a predicted model, not a curated record. The transcript has a single exon. NCBI's taxonomy places the organism in Eukaryota, Viridiplantae, Streptophyta, Magnoliopsida, Asterales, Asteraceae. Bases 1 to 1179 code for a protein of 392 amino acids. Gene Ontology annotation, molecular function: ADP binding.